Messenger RNA from Anolis sagrei ordinatus, 3008 nucleotides. Lineage: Eukaryota; Metazoa; Chordata; Lepidosauria; Squamata; Anolidae. The record is from RefSeq and is a predicted model, not a curated record.
UAAGAAAAACUCACUGAGGCAGCCUGCCAUCUAGCUUUUCCACAGCAAAACAGACUUUCAGACUGCAGAUGAGAGAGAGAGAGAGAAAGAGAGAGAGUCAGGAGCAGAGACAAUUUUAACUUAGACAUCCCUAAUUUAUCUCAAGCUUUUUCAAUUUGCCUUCACUGUGUAUGCUCACUGGAACAUCAGAUUGCUGUCCUCUGGAAAACAGAAUGCAACCAGGGAUCUCGAGAGGUGUCACAGCUUGAGAAAUAUCCAAAUGGUGCUCAUUUUCUUCUGGAGUACUGAAGAGAAGGAAUAAAACUCCCCAUCAAGUCCCUGCUUUUCCGACAAUAGAUCAGAGGAUAUUGUCAUUUCCUAAUGGAUUAUUGUUAUUGGGCAGAUUCUCCCUGAAGGUUAUGACUACUUGUGGUUGGGACUUGUCAGUGCAGCAUGGGGAUGGCAUGUCAGCUCUUCCACCAUGAACUGAAAACAGCAAAAGCAACAAAUUUGACAGAGAUUUGCAACAUUGCUCUAACUUGAUGGGUUACCACUGCGAGUAUGAAAGAGACUGAAUUUAAGAUUGGAAAAUUCAUCCAUGGUACAUCCUUCAAUGAUCAUUAAAUGACUAAUCAAAUGGCACUUAGCAAGCUCUUCUGAUCCCCUGUGUAUCACAUUUUCAGAGGCUUGGAAGGAAAAACAGUCUAGCUGCAGAAAUGGAUCCUGUAGCAAAAUGGACAGAUGGUGCAUUUUAAUUCAUUACAGACUGAAAAACAAGCAUAUCAAGACUGCUGAAUGCUGGGAACUGGGGCUAGCAGUUUCUUGCAUCACUCAAGUGGAAUACAAGGCUGCAUGGACAAGAAAAAAGAAGAGGCAUCGAGUGUAGCUGAACAGGAAGAGGAUCUGGAGGUAUCCCGUGUACCAGUGACUGGCCUCUCCCAAAUAGAAGGCAUUGGCACUCUUUUACCUGUUUCAGGAAGUACUGUAUGCCUUUCUCUUUACACUGAGAUUCACACUGAAGCAUUUGGACAAAAUGAGGUGUUUACGAAAGCGAUCUGCCGUAUCCUUUCUUGGAGUCCUUGUCAUCUGCUUGCUGUUCAUGAACUUAUACAUUGAAGAUAGCUAUGUCUUGGAUGGAGACAAGCAGUUAAUCAGAGAAUCAGCAACACAUCAAUUAAACUCAGAACGAUAUGCUCACACCUUUAAGGAUCUAUCCAAUUUCUCAGGAUCAAUAAAUGUUUCCUAUCGCUAUCUGGCUGGCACACCUUUGCUAAGGAAAAGAUAUCUAACUAUUGGACUGUCCUCAGUCAAACGGAAAAAGGGGAAUUAUUUGCUGGAGACAAUCAAGUCCAUAUUUGAGCAGUCAAGUUAUGAAGAGCUGAAGGAAAUUGCUGUGGUGGUACACCUGGCCGAGUUUGACUCAGCCUGGUGUGAUGGAAUGGUUCAAGACAUUUCACAGAAAUUUGCCCAUCAUGUAAUUGCUGGGAGAUUGAUGGUAAUCCACACUCCAGAGGAGUACUAUCCAGUACUAGAUGGCCUUAAGAGAAAUUAUAAUGACCCCGAAGACCGGGUGAAAUUUCGUUCCAAGCAGAAUGUAGAUUAUGCAUUCUUGCUUAAUUUCUGUGCUAACCUCUCUGAUUACUACAUGAUGUUAGAAGAUGAUGUUCGAUGUGCCAAAAACUUCUUGACUGUUGUUAAGAAAGUAAUAAAUUCAAGGGAAGGAACCUACUGGGUAACAUUAGAAUUUUCCAAACUGGGCUACAUUGGGAAGCUAUACCAUUCACACGAUCUUCCUCGACUGGCCCAUUUUUUGCUGAUGUUCUACCAGGAAAUGCCUUGUGAUUGGCUGCUUAUACAUUUCCGUGGGCUGUUAGCUCAAAAGGAUGUGAUACGUUUCAAACCAUCUCUUUUCCAGCAUAUGGGUUAUUAUUCAUCUUACAAAGGAGCUGAGAAUAAAUUAAAAGAUGAUGACUUUGAAGAGGAUUCAUUUGAUCUUCCUGAUAACCCACCUGCCAUUCUUUAUACCAACAUGAACGUCUUUGAAAAUUAUGAAGCAAGCAAGGCAUAUAGUAGUGUUGAUGAAUAUUUUUGGGGCAAAGCACCGUCAACUGGGGAUUUCUAUGUGAUUGUCUUUGAAAAGCCUAUUAAAAUAAAUAGAAUUAAAGUUAUCACUGGGACAGAAGACCGACAAAAUGAUAUCCUUCACCAUGGGGCCCUGGAAGUUGGGGAAAAAAUUGUCGGGGGCAAAAAAGGCAGACAAUGUACUACUUAUUUGCGACUAGGGGAGUUUAAAAAUGGCAACUUGGAAAUUACAGAUGUGGAGCACAAAGUUCUUUUUGAUAUCAACUGUAUGAGAAUACUAGUUACCAAAAGUCAAAAAGAAUGGUUGAUCAUUAGGAGCAUUAGCAUAUGGACUUUACAGCCACCAAGUCAAUAAGGUAAAUCUACAGGAGUAGGUUUGCCUUUCUUUAUUAGGGAAAGAAACACUGUUGCUUGAAUCCCAAAUGGUGCCAUUCCCUAAAAUGACUGAAUUUUCUGAUGUUUUUUUUUCCUUUGCUACUGACAUUGACAGUCUGGGGAAUCACAAAACAAACAAAAGCAAUCUAGUUUUUACUUGUUCAGUCAGGCAAUAUACAAUGAUGAGUCUGCUGGAAUGUUUGAAUUUUAUAGGACGUGCAAACCAGUUCUCAUCCAUCUCUCAAGUUCCAAAUCCACUUCUCUGUUGUUUUCACCAUUUCCCCUUUGGGAAGAACAGAUGCUCAAAACAAAGCAAAUGCUGUUUCAUAAUUUAAAGUUUUUAUAGGCCCAUGCCAGUAUAUUGUCAAAAGAAUUUGACUCCAUCAUAUCACAUAUAAAUUAAAAAUGUGACGGUGGUUUGUGUUUGUACAGUGGUCGAUGGCUUGUUUUGUUUGAAAGGCAGUUUUGAUCUGGAAGUCCUGUUAAUGCAGCCAGUAUUCUCUACUGUGAGCCCUGUAAGAAAGCUGUGUUGAUACUCAUUGCAGCUGAAAAUACAUGUUAUAAAACUGUAA